AAAAUAUAGUUGAUGGCAACGGUAACAAAAUGAUACAACAAUCACUUUUGAGUUUAUUCGUUUUUACACAAAGUUUAUUUUCUAUUAAUGCUUUAGAAUUUAAAAACUGCGAUAAAACCGACUCCAGCAGUUCUUUUUUUGCAUUUAAAUACGCUGACUGGAACAACACAGUUAUUGAUUUUCAACAGUACAAAGGAAACGUUUCUUUAGUGGUAAAUGUUGCCACUUUUUGAGGUUUAACAACACCAAACUUUCUUGAAUUAAAUGCACUUAUUAAAAAAUAUUCAAGAAGUAAUGGAUGUUCGCUCAAUGUCAUUGCAUUUCCUUCAAAUCAGUUUAACCACCAAGCACCAGGAACCAGUGACGAGUUUCGUCGAACUCUGCGAUAUGUGCGUCCAGGAAAUGACUAUAUACCUAUGAUGGAUGUAUUUCAAAGGGUAGAUGUAAACGGGGUUAAUGAAGCCGCUCUGUUUACUUGGCUCAAGAGUCGUUGUGAAGCACCCUCUGGAAUAAUUGUUGAUUCAAAUUAUGCUUUAUGGAGUCCAAUUCGCUCAAGAGAUAUAUAUUGGAACUUUGAAAAGUUCUUAAUAGAUAGUAACGGAUUUUUAGUGCGAAGAUACUCAGCCAAUAGUAAUCCAUCAACAUUUGAUAGCGAUAUUAAUGAACAGAUUACUAAAUGUUUAAAGUUAUACCAUAAGUUGCCAUGAACUUAGUUGUUUGUGUUUUACUUUUGUUUUUAUAUUUUAAAGUAAUAACUUGACUUGUAUUUAAUAUAUUCGACUUUACCAAGUGAAAACCUUUUAAAAAGCAACAAAGCUGUAAAAGGUUCGAUGUAAAUGACAGUUGUUUUAGUAUAUGUGCAUUUAUACGUUCAACUGUUUAUUUAGGUAAAUAGAUUUAUAAAUAUAAUGUUGAUUUUU
Hydra vulgaris (swiftwater hydra) is the source of this 920-nucleotide messenger RNA. RefSeq names its product glutathione peroxidase. Lineage: Eukaryota; Metazoa; Cnidaria; Hydrozoa; Anthoathecata; Hydridae. Gene Ontology annotation, molecular function: glutathione peroxidase activity. The record is from RefSeq and is a predicted model, not a curated record. Gene Ontology annotation, biological process: response to oxidative stress.